CAGAAACCAAAAUCUUGAAUUCUAUAUUCUUUUUUAGAUAUCGCCGCCCCAACUUCAAGCGUCUACUAUCUGUAUCUAUCUAUUUUCAUUACUAUAUAUAACUUUCUGACCUAUAUUUCACAGCUAUAUAUAUCCUUUUUCUGCAACAAAUUGUUCAUUACUCACGUAUAUACUUAAUUUCUCAUAUCAAUGGCGUACUCAAACAGAUACAACAACAACAAUUCUCAGUCUUAUGCUCCUUCUGCACCAUCCUUUCCUGGAGAACAAUCACCAUAUACUUCUGCAUCAGCUGCUCCAAAUUACUAUGCCCACCACUCCCAAUCCUAUCCUCAUGGGACUACUACUCCUUCUUCCUCCAAUUCUGCUUAUGGCUCAUAUGGGCAACAGUACCCCCCAUCAUCAUCAUCAUCAUCAUCAGAAUUUCCAGCUGGGACACACCCAGAUGUGAUAAGAAGCUUUCAGACGGUGGAUAGGGAUAGGAGUGGUUUUAUUGAUGAGAAUGAGUUGCAGCAAGCUCUUUCUUCUACUUACCACAGGUUUUCUCUUAGGACCAUUCGGCUGCUCAUCUUUCUCUUCAAGAAUCCCAAUGCCCCUCUAACAAUUGGGCCAAAAGAGUUUGCUGCACUAUGGACUAGUCUUGGUCAAUGGCAAGCCAUUUUUCAGAGAUAUGAUAAAGAUAGGAGUGGUAAAAUUGACUCAUUUGAGCUGAGAGAUGCUCUCUAUGGUAUUGGCUAUGCAAUCCCAGCUUCUAUUCUCCAACUACUGGUUUCCAAGUAUGAUGAUGGAAGUGGCAGGAGGGUUGAACUUAAUUUUGACAGUUUUGUUGAAUGUGGGUUGAUUUUGAAGGGCUUGACAGACAAAUUUAAAGAGAAGGAUAGGCAGUGUACCGGUUCAGCAACGCUUUCUUAUGACACAUUCAUGUCUAUGGUCAUUCCUUUUCUUGUAUCUUAUAAUUAACUUGAUGUGAUGCUAGUCAUUUUUGUGUUCUUGAUUCAUUUGAUUGUAUGGAACCAAUUCUCUUGAGGUGAGCAAGAGCUUGUAGAGUUAAAGUGAGUUUUGUUAAGCAUUUUCUUUGUAUACUUAGAAUUUUUUAUUAAUGCAAAAAAGUAAUCCUUCCUUUUGUAUCUCA
Quercus robur (English oak) is the source of this 1129-nucleotide messenger RNA. RefSeq names its product probable calcium-binding protein CML48. NCBI's taxonomy places the organism in Eukaryota, Viridiplantae, Streptophyta, Magnoliopsida, Fagales, Fagaceae. The record is from RefSeq and is a predicted model, not a curated record. Gene Ontology annotation, molecular function: calcium ion binding. The transcript has 5 exons. Bases 190 to 957 code for a protein of 255 amino acids.